CGCCACUAGAAAAGAUGAAUCCACCAUCUUCCUUCUCCCCCCUCACGUCCAUCGGCGGCAGUUCACCGGGAUCUGUAAAUUUAUCGCCGGAACGUUCCACUACUUCUACCCACUCUCCCCUUUUACCCUCCAGUAUGCUCUCGCCUGUGGGAGGACUGUAAUUGCAUUUAACUAUCGGUCAAUUGCGCUGGAGAUUUGGGUGAAGUGCGAGGAACUGAGAGAUGUACGUCGUUCCCCCUCCAAAAGGGUCCGAUCCACCAUCUGGAUCCACCAACGGGUCGGACGAUUUACGAAUUUACCAGACAUGGAAAGGCAGCAAUAGAUUUUUUCUUCAGGGAAGGUUUAUAUUUGGACCGGAUGCCAGAUCAUUAGUGUUGACCAUUUUCCUUAUUGUAGCCCCUGUUGCAGUUUUCUGUGUCUUUGUUGCUAGAAAGCUUUCUGAUGAUUUUCCUAAUGACUGGGGAUUUUCAAUUAUGGUUGUGGCAGUGGUAUUUACAUUUUAUGUUUUGGUUCUUCUCCUACUAACUUCCGGAAGAGAUCCGGGAAUAGUUCCACGUAACGCACACCCUCCCGAACCAAAAGACUUUGAUGGAAACACCACUGAAGUUGGUGGACAAACCCCACAGCUACGCCUACCUCGGAUUAAAGAGGUUGAGGUUAAUGGAAUUACUGUGAAGGUCAAAUAUUGUGACACCUGCAUGCUUUACAGACCACCGCGCUGCUCUCAUUGUUCGAUAUGCAACAAUUGCGUUGAAAGAUUUGACCACCAUUGCCCUUGGGUCGGGCAGUGUAUUGGGCUGAGGAACUACCGGUUCUUUUUCAUGUUUGUCUGCUCCACCACGCUUCUUUGUAUAUAUGUAUUUGGUUUCUGCUGGGUCUACAUUAAAAGGAUCAUGGGUGCUGAAGAGACGACAAUAUGGAAGGCAAUGAUCAAAACCCCAGCUUCUAUGGUUCUAAUAGCUUACACCUUUAUUGCAGUGUGGUUUGUUGGUGGUCUUACUGCGUUCCAUUUAUACCUCAUCAGUACAAAUCAGACAACAUAUGAGAACUUCAGAUACCGGUACGACAGGCGAGCGAACCCAUACAACAAAGGAGUGGUGCAGAACUUCAUGGAGAUAUUUUUUACUGCUGUCCCUCCAUCAAAAAACGAUUUCAGGGCAAAGGUACCUAGGGAUCCUGCAAUACCUGCCCGACACACCUCUGUGGGGGGGUUUGUGAGUCCAAAUAUGGGCAAGGCUGUGGACGACAUAGAGAUGGGAAGGAAAGCAGUUUGGGGUGGUGGUGAUGUUGGGCCCCACGAAGGUGGUGGUCAACUAAGUGACAACAACGACAUCAAGGAGAUAAGAACAACGGUUGAUGAAGGUGACCGAGCAGCGAUGCAUCAUCCACGGCGGUCAAGUUGGGGAAGGAAAAGCGGGAGCUGGGAGAUGUCACCAGAAGUUCUUGCUUUGGCGUCUAGAGGAAUGGGAGAACCCAACCCGAUGGGUGGUAGCGGUGGCAGUGGAGGCUAAAGUGCUUUAAAGCUGUGAUCAACAUCAGUAUACUAGUGGGCAUGGUGUGGGAAACCUAUUCUGUAUAAUGAUGAUGUCUGACAUUUGGAAACUUUAUCACAACGAUCAAGUUGUUGCUGUUGUUGUGCAUUAGGAAGCUGAUAGGUUGUGGAGCAAGUUCUUGAUCCAUGUUCUGUAUCUUAUUUGUGUCAAAGUAGUUUCUUUAUCACUUGCGAAAUCCCAUCCCUUCCUCGCCAGUCACCACUCAUGGUUGCAUGAAGUAGAAAAAUUAUACGGGGGAACUCUGCAGAUCAUAGUGUUUGCAAUUAUGUUAUGUGCUUUGUAGUAUGAAAUGACAGUAAAUUAAUUGUGCACAAUGGAAAUCACGCACUUGUCUGUGAUGGUGGAUAGGCGGUUCUGGUCUCAUUGUGAGUUGAACUAUCUUUUUUCUUCAAUUCUCCGGUCUUUUAUGUGAUGUGUUGAAUACCAAAUCCUUUAAAUCACUGGUUGACGGUUGAC
Cuscuta epithymum is the source of this 2009-nucleotide messenger RNA. The record is from the annotation of a GenBank genome assembly. Lineage: Eukaryota; Viridiplantae; Streptophyta; Magnoliopsida; Solanales; Convolvulaceae.